Messenger RNA from Microcebus murinus (gray mouse lemur), 3992 nucleotides. RefSeq names its product smoothened, frizzled class receptor (gene SMO). Gene Ontology annotation, biological process: pattern specification process; central nervous system development; smoothened signaling pathway. Gene Ontology annotation, molecular function: transmembrane signaling receptor activity; patched binding. Gene Ontology annotation, cellular component: dendrite; cilium; plasma membrane. Lineage: Eukaryota; Metazoa; Chordata; Mammalia; Primates; Cheirogaleidae. The record is from RefSeq and is a predicted model, not a curated record.
AGGGGGGGCCGGGCUUGGCUCAGCGAGGCCCAUGCAUUCCAGAGAGCCGAGCGAGCUAGAGCAACAAAGGAGCGGGUAGUCGGCGGGGAGAACUCGGGGGGCUGCGGCGCGCUCGGGCGAAGGUGGCUGCUGGGCCGCGGGCUGGCGCGGGGGCGGAGCCGGAGACGCAGUCCCGAACCCUCGGCCUGCGCCAGCCUCCCUCGCUCGGCCGGGAGUUGGUUUUAACGGUGGGAGAGGGAAUGGGGUUGGGGAUUGGGGGUCCAGAGGGGUCCCGGGGCUGAAGACAACUCGGAUUGCCAGGCGAGGGGCUGGGGAAUUGUGCAUCCCGGCCCGGGCCUCUGCAGCCCAACAUGGGCCCCUGGUUCCAAAGUUUGCGAAGUUGGGCGCCGAGGGGCCGUGGCGCGCGGAGCGUCCGGGGAGGCCCGGGCCCGGACUUGCGGGGCGCACAGGUCGCCUGAGCCGCCUCCGCGGCCCCGAGGGUUGCGCGUGUGGCCUGGGGGCUCCGGGGAGCGGGCGGGGGCGCCGGGGCUUCUGCUGAGUUGGCGGGUUUGGCCAUGGCCGCUGCCCGCCCCGCGCGGGGGCUGGAGCUCCCGCUCCUGGGGCUGCUGCUGCUGCUGCUGGGGGGCCCGGGCCGGGGGGCGGCCUUGAGCGGGAACGCGACUGGGUCUGGGCCGCGGAGCGCGGGCGUGAGCACGAGAAGGAGCGGGGCCGUGACUGGCCCGCCGCCGCUGCUGAGCCACUGCGGCCGGGCAGCCCCCUGCGAGCCGCUGCGCUACAACGUGUGCCUGGGCUCGGCGCUGCCCUACGGGGCCACCUCCACGCUGCUGGCUGGGGACUCGGACUCCCAGGAGGAAGCGCACGGCAAGCUCGUGCUCUGGUCGGGCCUCCGGAACGCCCCCCGCUGCUGGGCAGUGAUCCAGCCCUUGCUGUGUGCCGUGUACAUGCCCAAGUGCGAGAAUGACCGGGUAGAACUGCCCAGCCGCACCCUGUGCCAGGCCACCCGAGGCCCCUGUGCCAUCGUGGAGAGGGAGCGGGGCUGGCCGGACUUCCUGCGCUGCACCCCUGACCACUUCCCUGAAGGCUGCCCGAACGAGGUACAGAACAUCAAGUUCAACAGUUCGGGCCAGUGUGAAGCGCCUUUGGUUCGCACCGACAACCCCAAGAGCUGGUACGAGGACGUGGAGGGCUGCGGGAUCCAGUGCCAGAACCCGCUGUUCACGGAGGCGGAGCACCAGGACAUGCACAGCUACAUCGCGGCCUUCGGGGCGGUCACGGGACUCUGCACACUUUUCACCCUGGCCACAUUUGUGGCUGACUGGCGGAACUCGAAUCGCUACCCUGCUGUGAUUCUCUUCUAUGUCAAUGCGUGCUUCUUCGUGGGCAGCAUUGGCUGGCUGGCCCAGUUCAUGGACGGCGCCCGCCGGGAGAUCGUCUGCCGUGCAGAUGGCACCAUGAGGCUUGGGGAGCCCACCUCCAAUGAGACCUUGUCCUGCGUCAUCAUCUUUGUCAUUGUGUACUAUGCCCUGAUGGCUGGCGUGGUCUGGUUUGUGGUUCUCACCUAUGCCUGGCACACCUCCUUCAAAGCCUUGGGCACCACCUACCAGCCUCUCUCGGGCAAGACCUCCUACUUCCACCUGCUCACGUGGUCACUCCCCUUCGUCCUCACUGUGGCGAUCCUUGCUGUGGCCCAGGUGGAUGGGGAUUCUGUGAGUGGCAUCUGUUUUGUGGGCUACAAGAACUACCGAUACCGUGCCGGCUUCGUGCUGGCCCCGAUUGGCCUGGUGCUCAUUGUGGGAGGCUACUUCCUCAUCCGUGGAGUCAUGACUCUGUUCUCCAUCAAGAGCAACCACCCUGGGCUGCUGAGUGAGAAGGCUGCCAGCAAGAUCAACGAGACCAUGCUGCGUCUGGGCAUUUUUGGCUUCCUGGCCUUUGGCUUUGUGCUCAUUACCUUCAGCUGCCACUUCUAUGACUUCUUCAACCAGGCUGAGUGGGAGCGCAGCUUCCGGGACUACGUGCUGUGCCAGGCCAAUGUGACCAUCGGGCUGCCCACCAAGAAGCCCAUCCCCGACUGUGAGAUCAAGAAUCGCCCUAGCCUCCUGGUAGAGAAGAUCAACCUGUUUGCCAUGUUUGGAACUGGCAUUUCCAUGAGCACCUGGGUCUGGACCAAGGCCACGUUGCUCAUCUGGAGGCGCACCUGGUGCAGGUUGACUGGGCAGAGUGAUGAUGAGCCCAAACGGAUCAAGAAGAGCAAGAUGAUCGCCAAGGCCUUCUCCAAGCGGCGUGAGCUGCUGCAGAACCCUGGCCAAGAGCUGUCCUUCAGCAUGCACACGGUCUCCCACGACGGGCCCGUGGCGGGCUUGGCCUUUGACCUCAAUGAGCCCUCAGCUGAUGUCUCUUCUGCCUGGGCCCAGCAUGUCACCAAGAUGGUGGCUCGGAGAGGAGCCAUCCUGCCCCAGGAUGUGUCUGUCACCCCUGUGGCAACCCCAGUGCCCCCAGAGGAACAAGCCAACCUGUGGCUGGUAGAAGCAGAGAUCUCCCCGGAGCUGCAGAAGCGCCUGGGGCGGAAGAAGAGGAGGAGGAAGAGGAAGAAGGAGGUGUGCCCCCUGGGGCCACCCCCGGAGCUGCACCACCCUGCCCCUGCCCCCAGUGCUGUUCCUCGACUGCCUCAGCUGCCCCGGCAGAAAUGCCUGGUAGCAGCAAGCACCUGGGGCGCUGGGGAACCCUGCCGACAAGGGGCCUGGACCCUGGUCUCCAACCCGUUCUGCCCAGAGCCCAGUCCCCUGCAGGAUCCAUUUCUGCCCAGUGCUCCGGCCCCCACGGCCUGGGCUCACGGCCGCCGGCAGGGCCUGGGGCCCAUUCACUCCCGCACCAACCUAAUGGAGGCCGAGCUCAUGGAUGCAGACUCGGACUUCUGAGCAGGUGACAGGAAAGACAGGAGCAAAUAUGUUCUGAGGCUCUUCCUCCUCCCUGAGAGUGCUUCCCUAGGAUCUUGUCUUCCCGAGAACCUGUGGGCCAGGUGCCCUCCAAGGAGAGUUCCGUGUGUCUGGCUCAAAGCAGCAGGACUGUGGGAAAGAGCCUAACAUCUCCACAGGCGGCCUCUCCCCAGCGGCAGGGCUCUGGAGCUCAGGGCCCUUGUGACCACCCUGCCAGCUGGAGUCUGGCCGGCAGCAUCAAUCUCCAACAGGGUCAUGGGGUACACAGAGCUUGUGGUGGGGCAGUAAUGGCCGAGGCAGGGGCAAUGCUACCUGGAGUGUGCUGUGGUGCCCAGGGAGGCAGCCAAGCCUAUGUCCAUCAGGUGAGGGCUGCCUGCCCUUUUCUGGGCCGAUGGGUGUCCUUGCCUGGCACUCUCAGACCAAAAGUGUUUAUUGUGUCAUUAGUCUUUUGUCUAAGUAGGGGCAGGGCUCUCCCUCUUCUAGGUGGUUGUGGGGCUGGAAGUGCCUACUCCCACAGGGGCCAGAACCUCUCCUGACAGGUGGCCCUACUCCACACCCACCCUCAGUUCUCCUCCGUCCUCUUCCCCUCUCCCAUUUCAGUUCAGCCAGGCCAACCUCCUCCUGUUCCUGUUUGUUGAUUAAGACCCAGAAUGGCAGCACACCCCUCCCACCCCCACCUUGCCACUCCGUCUCCAGGUGAGAGAUUGGUUCAGCUCUGGCGCCUCGGCCUGGAGUGGGAUGGAAGCAAUAAGUGACAGGACCUCAGAGAGACAUGUGUUAUCUCUUCCUUGUACCCAUUCAGUGGAGGAGGGGGUCCUCUUGACUUGAAGGGCUAACCUGGGAAGCAGCUGUAGCUUUAGCCAGGCAGGAAAGCUUCCUUCAACUUCCACAACCGGUGGGUGAGGACAUCACCACCUUACGUAACCUCCAACCAUGUCCCCAAAGCCCCACUUUCAAGAACCAGACAGCAGGAAGCCGUAGAAGCUGGCUGGGUUCCCCGCUGGGGGAUAGAAAGGGGGAAAAGAAAUAUAAGCAGUAAAUAAAACAUUUUUGUAUAAA